GUGAUGCUACAACCUCCUUAUAAAGGGACUCUCUCUCACGUUGUGGCUUGGAAAUUAGAGCACAUUGCCUAAAAUUGAGGUCUCCACACACACACUCUCACACACGCCGAGUCACCGAGAGCCGCUGCCAUGAACCGGAUGAACGUUGAGGAGACGCUCCGCAGGGCCGAGACGCCUCUCUUCUGGGUCGGUGCGUUCACUGUGGCCUCCCUGGCGCUGUGGCUGCUCUACAGGCUGCUCUUAGGCGUUAGGAUCUGGGUCUUGGGAAACGGGCAGCUGCUGUCUCCGAAGCUGGGCAAAUGGGCAGUUGUGACGGGAGCCACAGAUGGAAUCGGGAAAUCCUAUGCGGAGGAGCUGGCUCGUAGAGGAUUUGCCAUGAUGUUGAUCAGUCGCUCCCAGGACAAGCUGGAUGACGUGGCCAGGUCACUUGAGGAGCAGUUUAAAGUGGAGACCAGGACCAUUGCCGUUGACUUUGGCAAGACGGACAUCUAUCCAAAGAUCGAGGCAGGGCUCGCUGGUCUGGAGAUUGGUGUUCUUGUCAACAAUGUUGGCGUCUCCUACCCCUAUCCAGAGUACUACCUCCAUAUUCCCGAUCUGGACAAUUUCAUCACAAAUAUGAUCAACGUCAACAUGACCUCAGUUUGCCAGAUGACCCGUCUGGUGCUGCCCAGAAUGGCUGAGAGGUGCAAAGGUGUUAUCCUCAACAUCUCCUCUGCCAGUGGAAUGUACCCUGUCCCUCUGCUUACAGUCUAUUCUUCCACAAAGGCCUUUGUGGAUUUCUUCUCUCGUGGCCUUCAGGAGGAGUACAGGCGUCAGGGCAUCAUCAUUCAGAGCGUGCUACCCUUCUUCGUGGCCACUAAAAUGACUCGCAUCAGGAAGCCCACCCUGGAUAAGCCCACCCCAGAGCGCUAUGUGGCAGCUGAGCUCACCACUGUGGGUCUGCAGAGCCAGACCAAUGGCUAUUUCCCCCACGCUGUCAUGGGUUGGGUGACCACCAAGCUAGUGCCAAGCAGCAUCGUCAUCUUCCUGGGAGCCAGAAUGAACCGUCUGCAACGUACCGGAUACCUGCAGAGGAGGAAGCUGCGGGAGCAGAAGAACGGAGCGAGUUUGAAGAGUGAAUAGGAAGACUGCUGACAAACCUUCAGGCAGCCACUCUCUUCUGACCCGGUGCAGCAUUUAAGGAAAAGAGUGUGAGUGUAUGUGUGUAUGUGCAUGUGUGUAUCUGUUUGAUCCUCCAGGGUUGCCUGCGAUUUCACCUUUGUGCCUUCGGUAAAUGUGCGCACCAAAGCAUGUGUACAACUGUGUAAAAUGGCAGCCUCUGCCCUAAUGUGGCGUGCCUGGAGAGAAACAGCCAAAGAAGCCAGGAGGUGAAACGAUAUUAAAAUGCUGUUCUUGGCAAAGAACAUUAAUACUUUUUUGUCACUGACACUGAUGGUGGAGACGAUACAGCCAAAAAAUGAGUCAUUUGUUAACCCUGCUGUUGUAAGCAGUGGAAAAUGGUGGUGGGCAUCUUUUUAUAUAUAUAUAUAAAUGUAUAAUUAUUUAUUUUAUAUUUGUAUGAACACAUGAGCCAAAUUCAGACCUUUAGACUAGCUUUCAAAAUCACUGAUGGCAGUCUGCUUCCUAUCAUGCCAGUUUACUUCCAUCACUGAACUGUUAUCAUCAUGCAUUGGCUCUUUUUUCUUCUUUUGUAUAUUAUUGUGUGUUUACAGUAUAUUUAACAAUGAUACUUUAGUGGCGGGUUGUUGUUGCACCAAUGUAUCACUUGUUCUAAACCAAAGUUGUUUUUGUAGUUAUCAUUCACUGUCGCAUUAAACAAGUGCCUUUCUACUGACAUUAAUGCUGGAAACGGUCAGAUUCAAUGAUAGGGUAUUGACGGGAUACAAAUGUGUUGUGAAAGGAGGCAAUUCAACUGGAACUACACAGUUGCUCCAUUUGCUGCCACUUUGAAUCAAAAUGUAGACCUUUCAUAGACAACGGAAAACGUCUCACCCUUUGCCCAUUUAGUUCAUCUAGUGUGUUUUGAAAGGAUUUCACACAGAAUGUUUGACCUCACUAGCUGUGGUUUCACAUUUACCUACGGACUGGUUCAUAUAUUACUAAGUGUUUGCUGCAAAACAGGAGAACUGCUCCUCUUUACACAGUUUGUGCACAAUUCAAUUCCCCCCUUAUGACUUGGUCUGACCUGCCCUUCAACUAAGAUGCCUUGUGAAUGCUUUUCUUCUGUAAAGAGUCUUUUUAAUAUGCUUGGAAAUAAUAUUUGAAUUUCUACAUGUAAAAUGCACUGUUUACAUUUAAAUUGCUUGAAAUGUAAGUUUUAUACGAUUUGUUUAAUAAAAGCUCUGGCAU
This is a messenger RNA of Chelmon rostratus (copperband butterflyfish), 2349 nucleotides long. RefSeq names its product hydroxysteroid (17-beta) dehydrogenase 12a (gene hsd17b12a). The transcript is spliced from 11 exons. The coding region runs from base 130 to 1122 and encodes 330 amino acids. Lineage: Eukaryota; Metazoa; Chordata; Actinopteri; Chaetodontiformes; Chaetodontidae. Gene Ontology annotation, molecular function: oxidoreductase activity. The record is from RefSeq and is a predicted model, not a curated record. Gene Ontology annotation, cellular component: endoplasmic reticulum.